AUGGGGGGAGGCAGCCCCCGCCCCGUCCUGCUCGCUCCAGAGCCUGUCCCCGUGUGCCCCCCAUCCCCUGUCCCCCCGUUCCCCUGUCCUCCAGCCUCCACCUGCAGGAGGAGGUGGAACACGGCCCCUGGUCGGGCCCCUGCGAGGGGCAGCGGGCGGGACGUGGGGGCUGAGCCAUGCUGCCCCGAGAGGGCCGGGAGCGAGCACAGGAGGACGGGCAGGCCGAGGGGGCCGGGGGCUAGUGACCCAGCUCGGGAGGGGGCUAGUGACCCUGACCGGCCGCGCGAGGGGGGCCUGGGGCCAGGACACCUCUCUGGCGGGUCCAGUCGCCAUCUGCUGACCCCUGCCCUGGGCUCCCUGAGGGGCCAGGACGAAGGCGGUUCCCGAAGCCAAGAGGAGCGGAGAGAAGUCCGGGUGCCGGGGGCGCCGGCCGCCUUCCGUCUCGCAGGCUCUGCCCUGGCGCGGGGCGGACCCCGGAGCGGUGGGCUGAGCGCGGCCGGGACCCCGCGGUGCCCACCCUUGCGGGUGCAUCGCGCAUCGGUGGGGGCUGGCUGGGGAGCGGCGGGGGUCUCCCUCCGCACCCACUCCCCUCUGCGCUCGCAUCUGCGGGCCCCGCGGGAAUCCCCACUCCCAUCCUGCCCGCCCAUCUGCCCUCCUCCCCCGGCCAGGGCUGCGCGGGGGCUUCGCUGCUGCUGCCGCCGGGGGAGGGAGCGAGGGAGGGAGGCCAAGCACCCCCCGGACCCUGCUCGUCCCCAAAGGGGCGGCCGCGUCUGCGCCAUCCGAGGCUCCCCCGCCCUGCGCGCCUUCCCCUUUGCCUGCUCCCGACGCGCCCCAGACGCACCCCUCAGGUCCAGCCUGGGAGCCGCACCCGGGCUCCCCCGGGCACUUUCUGGGGGUCCCGGUCUCCUGUCCUCGGCUCCCACAACGGCCACGUCCAUUCCUGCCCGCAGUGGGAGGGGAGGGGCAGCCAGCAGCCAGGGUCUCUUUGGGGCUGGGGUCCCUCCGGGCGUCUGGGCAGGAGCCCCGGCCACGCCCCCUCUGUCGGACGACCCCGCCUUGGCGCCCAGGAGUCCCUCUCCUCCCCUUCCUCGCGGUGGAGGGACACCCCCGCCCUCGAGCCCACCUCCCCACGCUGGCUGCAUGGAGCCUGGCAGUGCCCUCCGGGGCCCCCGUCCUAGCCCUGUCGCCAGCCCCCUGCCAGCGGCCCCCUCAGCAGAGUCCACAGGACUGGGGGUGCCCCGGCCUGGCACGCUGAGGCAAAUGAGGUGGAAGGUCCUGGAGUGGACGAUGGGCCAGCUGGGCCGCACACAUCCCUCCCCAAGGUCAAGGGCAGCCUGCCUGGAGAAGUGUUCUCUCCCCGGUAGCCCGGUGACUGCGCUACUCUGUGUCCUCGGCCGCCAGCCGGGCAGUGCCGGCCUUCGGGGGGCCCUGGCCUCGGUGUCCACCCUGGCCCGGCCGCGGGAGGCCGGUGGUGCAGCGCGGGAGCCCCUUCCCCCCUCAGCCUGA
This is a messenger RNA of Choloepus didactylus (southern two-toed sloth), 1506 nucleotides long. RefSeq names its product proline-rich protein 36-like. Bases 1 to 1506 code for a protein of 501 amino acids. The record is from RefSeq and is a predicted model, not a curated record. NCBI's taxonomy places the organism in Eukaryota, Metazoa, Chordata, Mammalia, Pilosa, Megalonychidae. The transcript is spliced from 3 exons.